Messenger RNA from Prunus mume (Japanese apricot), 1008 nucleotides. Its product is annotated as histidine-containing phosphotransfer protein 1-like. NCBI's taxonomy places the organism in Eukaryota, Viridiplantae, Streptophyta, Magnoliopsida, Rosales, Rosaceae. The record is from RefSeq and is a predicted model, not a curated record. Gene Ontology annotation, molecular function: protein histidine kinase binding; histidine phosphotransfer kinase activity. Gene Ontology annotation, biological process: phosphorelay signal transduction system; phosphorylation; cytokinin-activated signaling pathway. Gene Ontology annotation, cellular component: nucleus; cytoplasm.
AUAAUGUGUUGAGAAAAGAAAGAAAAAGAAAAGAGAAUUACAAAAUUAGCUAGCUAGUAGCCAAGUAAGGAAUAACAGAAAGGGUGACUUCAUGUACUAUACAUGUAUAUGCAUGUAUAACCCACAAAGGUAGGAAUCUUAAUUAACAGCAUCCCUCCUCUCCUCAGUCUACAAAAUAAAAAUAAAAAUUAAGCAACCCUUCCAUUGGGGUUUGUUCUAUUUAAAGAGGGGGAAGAAGGUGCAAUGAAUCCAUAAGAUCUGUAGAAAACACAAAACCAAAAAGAAUGAGUGCUGUGGAGCUUGAGAGUGAAACAAUGGCUGAUGGUGUGUCUCAGUUGCAGAAGCAGUUGGUUGACUACACAGCUUCACUGUUUGAUGAGGCAUUUCUGGAUGAACAGUUCAACCAGCUUCAGCAACUGCAAGAUGAGAACAACCCAGAUUUUGUAGUUGAAGUUGUGUCUCUUUUCUUUAAAGAUUCUGAAAGGCUUGUGGAUGAACUGACCAAAGCUCUAGAUCAGCAGACUGUUGACUUUAAACUUGUGGAUAAAAAUGUUCACCAAUUGAAGGGUAGCAGCUCCAGCAUUGGUGUUCAGAGAGUUCAGAGGGCCUGCAUUGCAUUUCGUGACUGCAGUGAGGAGCAGAAUGUUGAAGGGUGCCUAAAGUCUCUCCAGCAUGUGAAGCAUGAGUAUUCUCUUGUGAAAAAUAAGCUGGAAACUCUUUUCAAGCUACAGAAACAGCUUUUGGCCGCCGGCGGUCCACUGCCAAGGUAAUGAUGCUUAAUGAUGAAACCCAGUGGGGAAGUUAUUAUCAGCAGAUAAAAUAACAGAAGCAAGCACACUGUGGGGGUGGGGGGUCCGUAGCUAGAUUUGCAGUGGAAGCUUGUUUUUUAGUUUCCUCUUCUAUUUAUCUCUUAUUUGGUUGAGCAUCCAGAUUGCUUGGGGCUCAAAGAAGCUGAACUGAGUUAAUAUGGUUAAGGAUGUGAAUGAAUAUUUCUACCUCUUAAUAGUA